AAUCAGUGGUUGCCGCUGCCCAAGCUUCACCCCGGGUGCCGCUGCCCAAGCUUCACCCCGGGUACCGCCGCACACGCAGUGAACCCUCUUGUUGAGCGUGUCGGAAGAACUCCGGGGCUGGAGUCAACCCUUUAGGAGUGGAGGGAAAAAGAGCGGAAAAAAGAAGUCUAGACUUCUGCUGAGAGCAAAGCUCUGCGCCCGCGCUGCGCGGCGGUGACGACAUUCCUCCGCGCCCGAAGCCGAGCGUUGUCAGCGCGGGGUGGCGGGCGCCUGCGCAGUGGCUCCGAGCGGGCGGUUGCUUGUUGGUUGUUGUAGUAACGGGGGAAGCAGCCGUCGGCGGCGGCGGUGAGCCCGGCUGGGGAAGGAGGAGGGAGGUAGGCGCAGAGCGCGGUCCCCGCCGGCCCGCCCGGAGCCAUGGGAAGAUGAGACAGGAAUCAGUGCCACCUAAAUUGUUUGAUCCAGUGAAUCUGCAGGGAAAGGUCUCUGAGGCCACCGUCUGCUGACUGCAUGACAAACCCUAAAGGAAAUGCCAGUCGUGAUGGCCCGGGACCUGGAAGAAACAGCAUCAUCCUCAGAGGAUGAGGAGGUGGUAAGCCAAGACUGUAGGGAUCAUCCGUGUAUCAUGUGGACUGGAGGCUGCCGGAGAAUUCCAGUUUUGGUGUUCCAUGCUGAGGCUAUUCUGACAAAGGACAACAAUAUUCGAGUAAUUGGAGGAACUGAAGAUUUGCUAACAUUUGCAAAGAAACUUCCUCUCAAUAUAAUUGGAGUCAAACAUCAAAGGUUUGCAACUGUGCGGUAUGAUCAAGGAGCCAAGAACAUUCGGAACCAGUUCAUGCACCUGACAAACUAUAGUGUGAAUAAGAAGAGUGGAGACUAUGUCAGCUGUGAUGAUCCAGAGGUGGAGGAUUAUGGGAACAAAUGGAGCAUGAGUGCCAUGCUUAGGUAUCUGAAACAGGAAGGCAGAGAUACAACUGCAUUGAUGGCCCAUGUGGAAGACCUGAUUAUUAAGACUAUAAUCUCUGCUGAACUAGCUAUUGCUACAGCCUGUAAAACCUUUGUUCCUCACCGCAGCAGUUGUUUUGAUGAAGUCAAGUAUCAGUUCUUUGGUGAAUUUUUUCCUAAGUAUUCCAGUCACAGCCCUCCCAGCCCCCAGCUUUCCAUUCAUAAUCUGCAGUGGUACCUGAUUGUCAUCUGGUCCUACCUCGAACACAAGACCUCCAUGAACUAUAUGCUGGCAACACGUCUCUUCCAGGACAGACUAGCUGCUGAUGGAGCACCAGAACUAAAAGUAGAGAGUAUGAAUUCAAAGGCCAAGCUGCAUGCUGCUCUCUAUGAGAGGAAGCUCCUGUCUUUGGAGGUGCGGAAACGUCGAAGACGCAGCAGCAGAUUGAGGGCAAUGAGGCCAAAAUACCCAGUGAUCACUCAGCCAGCUGAAAUGAAUGUUAAAACUGAGACAGAGAGCGAAGAAGAGGAAGAAGUCGCAUUAGACAAUGAAGAUGAAGAACAGGAGGCUUCCCAGGAGGAAUCUGCAGGGUCCCUUGGAGAAAAUCAAGCCAAAUACACCCCCUCAUUGACUGUUAUGGUAGAAAAUUCACCCAAAGAAAAUGCCAUGAAAGUUUCUGGAUGGAAUAAUAAAAGUGAACAGUGCUGCAAAAUUGAGACUCAGGAGCCAGAGCCUAAAUUUAACCUGAUGCAGAUUCUGCAAGAUAACGGCAAUCUUAGCAAAGUGCAGGCCCGAAUAGCAUUCUCUGCCUAUCUCCAGCAUGUUCAAAUUCGCCUGAUGAAGGACAGUGGAGGUCAAUCGUUCAGUGCCAGUUGGGCUGCCAAAGAGGAUGAACAGAUGGAGCUAGUGGUUCGCUUCCUUAAACGAGCGUCCAGUAACCUCCAGCACUCACUGAGGAUGGUAUUACCCAGUCGACGAUUGGCACUUCUGGAACGCAGAAGAAUCUUGGCCCACCAACUGGGUGAUUUUAUUAUUGUAUACAACAAGGAAACAGAACAGAUGGCUGAAAAGAAAUCGAAGAAGAAACUUGAAGAAGAAGAGGAAGAUGGGGUGAAUACAGAAAACUUUCAGGAGUUCAUCAGACAAGCAAGUGAGGCUGAACUGGAGGAGGUGUUGACUUUUUAUACCCAAAAAAACAAGUCUGCAAGUGUCUUCCUGGGGACUCACUCAAAAAGUUCUAAAAACAGCAACAGUUAUUCUGAUAGCGGGGCAAAGGGUGAUCACCCUGAGACGAUGGCCGAAGUGAAAAUAAAGCAGCCCAAACAGCAGCAGGCCACAGAAAUUCACUGUGAUAAAUUAUCUCGAUUUACCACUUCAGCAGACAAAGAGGCUAAAUUAGUCUAUACAAAUUCUUCCUCCGCUUCUUUCUCUGGUCCUGUUGUUACUCUUCUGCAGAAAAUUCCCAGUACCCACUUGUCAUCUAUUAUUACAACCUCUGACCUCUCAUCAGGGCCUGGCCACCAUUCUCCUUUCUCUCAGAUUCCUCCAGCUAUCCCCAGCAUGUCUCACCAGCCAGCAGGUUUACUGAGCACAGCCCCUGACAGUGCCUCUCCCUUCAUAAAUCCUGGGACACAGAACGCACCGAGCCCUGCUGGUCUGCCGCGCUGUCGAUCAGGCAGUUACACCAGUGGCCCUUUUUCCUCUUUCCAAAGGGCUGCCCACAUCUAUAGCCAGAAACUGUCUCGUCCCUCUUCAGCAAAGGCAGGUUCAUGCCAUCCGAACAAGCUACACUCGGGAAUGGCUAAACCACAAAGAGAGGGAGAAGAUGGUUCUCCGUACAGCCGACGGUAUAACCCAAGCAUGGUCACGGCCGAGCUCCAGCGGCUGGCUGAGAAGCAGGCAGCCAGGCAGUAUUCCCCAUCUACUCACAUCAGUCUCCUCACCCAGCAGGUAACAAACCUGAAUUUGGCAAGUGGCGUCAUAAACAGAAGCAGUGCUUCAACCCCCCCCACCCUUCGGCCUGUCAUCAGUCCUAGUGGCCCGACAUGGUCAAUACAGUCAGACCCCCAAGCUCCUGAGAGCCACUCCACCCCUCCUGGAAGCAGGAGCCUUCAAACAGGAGGCUUUGCCUGGGAGGGAGAGGUAGAAAACAACGCGUAUAGCAAGGCUACGGGGGUGGUCCCUCAGCACAAGUAUCACCCCACAGCGGGCAGUUACCAACUCCAUUUUGCCCUGCAGCAACUUGAACAACAAAAACUUCAGUCCCGGCAGCUUCUGGACCAGAGUCGAGCCCGGCACCAGCCAAGCUGCUUAUGUUUCAGAGGCUCCUCCACAGAAGGGCAGCUGAACGGACUCCAGAGCAGCUUUAACGCUGCGGCCUUUGCGCCCAUCACCAGCUCCGCAG
Molecule: messenger RNA, 3347 nt
Organism: Leptonychotes weddellii (Weddell seal)
Lineage: Eukaryota; Metazoa; Chordata; Mammalia; Carnivora; Phocidae
Source: RefSeq, a predicted model, not a curated record